Molecule: messenger RNA, 2066 nt
Organism: Uranotaenia lowii
Lineage: Eukaryota; Metazoa; Arthropoda; Insecta; Diptera; Culicidae
Product: prostaglandin E2 receptor EP4 subtype-like
Exons: 5
Coding region: 356-1531 (391 amino acids)
Biological process (GO): positive regulation of cytosolic calcium ion concentration; inflammatory response; adenylate cyclase-activating G protein-coupled receptor signaling pathway
Cellular component (GO): plasma membrane
Molecular function (GO): G protein-coupled receptor activity
Source: RefSeq, a predicted model, not a curated record
CGCGCGUGGUCGGUUCGGGUGUGGGUGUCCGUUCUCUUGAGUCGAUCCGGGUUAGGGGAUCUUACAGCUUAGUGGAGGCACGGGGAGGCCCAUUACAAGCCCCUUCAGUUGCAGUCCUUAAAGUAUUCUCUUCCGAAAAUAACACGCGAGAGAUGAUCGGUGGAGCAGAAGAUGAUCAAUGGAGCAUAACGCUAGAUUAUUGGUGAGGGAAAGUGCUGCAGUGGUUAAUUUCAACCAAGUGAUGAGCAAUUGAGAGCGUUUUAUAACUAAGUGCCGAAGCUCUAGUGGAUCAGAUUGUUUGUAUAUUCCAAACUAGUGAAAAAUAUAUUUAAAAAAUCAAAUUGUUUGGAGAAAAAUGGCAGAUCAAUCGCCAUUAAACGAUUCAUUCAGCAAAUUUACGGCUGCUGCAAACGCCAGUGUGGAGAUGCUUGUGCAAGCCAAUUCAACAACCAGCACUCCUUCUGUAUCGCACUCCUUUGCGAAACCGUGUCACAUCCUGAUCGGAUUAUCGUACCUGUUUGGCUGUGUCGGAAACCUGAUUGCCCUCAUCUACCUCCUGAACCGGAAAAACGUACGGAAUACCAAGCAUUCGUUAAUGUUAAAAUGUUUGCUGACAAACGACCUAAUUGGAUUAACCGGCAUGUUUGCCCAGAUGUACUUGCAAACCUUUCUGCCGAAGGAGAUCAUCGAGGAGAAUAUGCAUCAUUUCUGCAUCUUCCGGGUGAUUUGGCGCGUGUUUGGCAUCAGCUCCGGGUGCGUCGCAUUCGUCAUGGCCCUCGAGCGCUACAUUGCGCUGACCAAGCCGUUCUUCUAUCACAAGCAUGUGUCCGAUAAGAUGAUACGAAGAUCGAUUUUCCUGCUCUGGGCAGUUGGGGCGUUCUUCACCUUUCUGCCGCUGUUCGGCUUCGGGAUCUACUACGAUGAGACGAAGCAGACCUGCAUCAGGUACCGGGACGCCACGGAACCCACCGAUGUCGCCUACGCCUAUCUGUUUUUUGCGGUCGGAAUAAUCCUGUGCACCGGUAUUGUCAUUUGCAAUCUCAGCGUUCGGAAGGUCCUGUACCGGUCUCAUCACAAAAUGAGCCGCCAGUUUCGGUCGAUUCAACCGGUCCCGAUGCUGGAACGUUCAACCAGUCGGACGCUUCCCGCAAAGUCGGCCAGCUUUGCCGACUCUUCCAUCUUCCGAAUGAUCGGGGAACCCACCACCGAGGAAAUUCGAUUCGCCAAGCUAAUGACGUUCCUGAGCAUUAGUUUUCUGGCCUGUUGGCUGCCUCAAAUGAUCUCAAUUCUCCUGAUACAGUUGCUGAGACCAGAAUUGAAGGCCCGAUUCAGCUGGUUCUUCCGUUUGUCAGACAUUUUGAUCCUGCUGCACUUCAUGCUCGAUCCGUACAUCUACGUGCUGCUGCGCAAAAGUGGCCGAAGCGAUCUGCGAACCAUGAUCCGGUAUGUGUUCAGUCGGAAUCAGUUCAACCUUGUGGAAACGGCUGUAGCACCCAUUCACAAAACGAUCAACUCGUCGCCACUUCCCUAAAAAAAAACAAAAAAAAAUCUCAGCACCGAAGCUAACCUCAAAGACAUUUUCGCUGUACUUAACAAACAAAAAAAAAACAGGAUGUGGGAAUCCCAUUCCAACCAUGUUCCGAAAUCGAACCAAAGCUUUAUCACACUCAAGAAUCUCUGUAUCCCCUUGUAUUACCGUAGGUUGGUGUGGCCAUCACGAAAACCUGCCGGCGGGGAAAGAGGACGAGACACAUGCACUACUACGGAUACCAGCGAUUGAAGGUUGUUCGAGAAGAUUUCGAAAGAUGUGAAUCAUCAAUUCAUUGAUACUGACACAUCAGGUUAAAACUCAUAUUCCGGACGAGAUGGAAUCUGUCCAGAGGGAUAUUUAUUUUUUGAUAUACAAUUCUCUGCACAGAUAUUAACAUAUACAAAUAUUUGUAAAAUCACUUUUGGAGCGAUUUGAAAAAGAAAGAUUCAAAUCGAGCCUAAGUAGCAUAGUAAGUUCUGAAUGUGAUGAAACAUGUUGUCCAACAACACAACUCUGCAACUCAGUUACCGAAUAA